CCAAAUCUACAAGACCAAAUAAAGAAACCCAAACUAUUUCUGCCAUUCCUUUACACCAUAUCUUGACAAAUUGUCCCUCCAUCUGGUACCAGUUCAAGCCCUACCUGGGACAUUGCUGCAAGCUCUCAUCUCUUUUGGAACCACUCUCAGUGGAAAAAAGAAAAGAAGAUAAAGGACAUGUGAAAAAGUCCAGACUGCUGUGAUCUUGAUAGCUGUUCAUAUUUCCUGGGUAGCAGAGCACUUAAACGAUGAUCUGUGCGAAGACAGACAAAGUUAUUUUUCUUUUCAAGGGUGCGACACAGUGAAACACAUCAACAAUCAAGUAAGAGCACAGGCAUUUAGGAAACACCCAGACCAGCAUUCUGGAUGUAGUGGAAGCCAUAGGACAGGAGUCUACGAAACAAGUGAAACAGUGCAAUUUGGCAAAAAUGGCCUGUGAAUUUAAUCUGAACUUCCUUAAGGAAUUAGAACGAGAGGCUGUUCUGGAAGUCCUGUACCGUGACCAGAUGGUGAGAAAAACAGAAGAGGAAAGAAUAAGGAAAAUGAAACUGCAGCUUCAGCAGCUUCGGUGGAAGGGGGCAAAAAGUGCAAGGCAGGAGUACCAGGAGAGAUGCUGUGCUCGCUGUCAGAGGUCGCUGGGGCUGCUGCUGAACAGAGGCGCGGUGUGCCAUGGCUGCAGCCACCGGGUGUGCUCCGAGUGCCGCGUGUGCCUGAGCCCCUGCCUCUGGAAAUGCACCAUUUGUUAUGCUCACGGAGACGUGAAAGUGAAGGCUGGUGAAUGGUUCUUUGAGGAACGAGCAAAGAAAUAUCCAGGUGAAGGCAGACAUGAAACAGUUGGUGCAAAGCUCUUGGAGUCUUACCAAAAUCUGAGUAAAAUUUCUGUCGUACCUCCAACGCCACCUCCUUUCACAGAAUCAGCAGCAGGAACCAAUGCGAUGGGAAAUGAACUUGGAGAGUCUAAAAGAUUUAAUAAGUCUGUGGAAAACUUGUUUUUGUCUCUCACAACACAUAUAAAAAAAAUAUCAAAGUCCCAGAAUGAUAUGGCUGACAGAUGUGUCCUAACAACAGACUGUGGGAAGAAUGUGGAAAGAAGAAAGCAGAGAAGGAGCCAGUCUGACACUGCAAUCAACAUUACAAGCAGGAUGAAAAGUACACCCAGUCUGCAACAGCUCAUCACUGGGGCCCAAAAUGACAGCAAAACUCAGAGCAAAAGGAGUUGGAAGGAGGAAGAAGACAUAACAACCAGUCCCACGAGUGAUACAGUUUUCUGUGAUGGCAAAAAACAUGGGAGUUUGUAUAGUCUUAGCAGCACUUGCACUGAGUCUGGCAAUUUUGGCAAGGCUACCGUCACAGGAGAAAUAGAGUUUGCCUUAAAGUACAACUUCAGAGCUUGCAUCUUGGAAGUUUGCAUCAAGGGAUGCAAGAACCUGGCUUAUGGAGAAGAGAAGAAGAAAAAGUGUAACCCGUAUGUGAAGGUUUAUUUACUUCCUGAUAAAUCUCCUCAGAGUAAGAGGAAGACAGCUGUCAAAAAGAGCACAGUGGAUCCAGAGUUUGAUGAGACUUUGAAGUACAAGAUUGAAUACUCCCAGCUGAGCGGUCGGCAACUUCAGGUCUCCGUGUGGCAUGCAGGAGCUCUCAAAUACAGGGUGUUUUUGGGGGAAGUGGUGAUUCCCCUGGCAGCGUGGAAUUUUGAAGAGGACUCGAUGCAGUUUGACUGGUACCCACUCAAACCCAAGCUUGAGAGGCCUGAAGAUGAUCUUAUCCAGUACAGCGGUGAACUCCUCGUGUCUGCAAGGCUGUUGGUCCCAGCCCAGUAUCAAAGCCUCCAGUUUGAAGGAAACAAAGACCAAGGAGUUCGCAAGUGCCAGCUUCAGGUUAUGAUACUUGGGGCCAAGAACUUGCCCAUGCUGAGAUCCACUGGAAUGCUGAACUCCUUUGUUAAAGGUUGUCUUAUCCUUCCAGACCAAGCAGAGGUAAAGCAAAAGUCUCCUGUCCUGAAGAAAGAAGCCUGUCCCCAGUGGAAACACUUGUUUGUCUUUGAUGGUGUGAUGCCAGCUCAGCUACAGCAAUCGUGUCUACACCUGACUGUCUGGCACAAGUCAACUUUCAGCUCAAAUGAUCAAUUCCUAGGAGGAGCCAAGCUUGGUGCAAAGGAAUUCUUUGGCUCUAUGGACCUUGCUUCUCAAGGAAUGCUCCAAUGGCAGGAAGUGCUCCGCAACCCAAACAUGUGGCUGGACUUCACACUUGUACUGCAUUCAAAUAAGGAAAACUUUAAAUCAUGAGAGAUUAUCGCACAGCAACUUUUCCUUUUCCAUGUCCAAUGUUUUAAACUGAAGUGGUACCUGCACUUCAGGUCUGGGAAGGGUACACUGCCACAGCACCUAUUCCAGUUUUUUGGGUAAUAGAAUUAUGUCUUUGAACAUGUGUCACACUCUGUUUUAUUUCUUCAAAAGUUAAGGCUUUUAGCCUGUGUCUCUAGCUGGCAUGUAAGGAUAAUAUUUUUUCUCCAGGAGUGACAGCCUCAGUUUGAGAUGGAUUAUGCUGACAAAGCAAGAGGAGGCAGAGAAUGUGCAGCUUUCAAUUUCCAGGCCUAGCAGAAAUGUUACUAUUUAAUUUAAAUCACAACUAGGACAAAGUGGGAGAAAAUAACUCUUACAACAAGAGAGCUACAUUAUUUCACAUUUCACUCUUCCAUUGAUGUUUUUGCCACAGAAUUCAAAAACAGCUUAUCUUUGUCAGCAUGCUUGCUGCAGAUGGGUGAUGCUAAUGCCUCUGUGCUUCAGCAUUAUCUACACUGCCACUUUAUUUCAUGUGAUCCUAAAACGCUUUGGCCUGUAGCCAUGUCUCUCAAAUGUGUGCUAUAGCAUGGUGCUCAAAGUUAAAUGUAUAAAUUCCCUGUCAAUAGCAGGGUGGGACUAGAGCCAAUGCAGUAGGGGGGGUGUAACAAGUUCUUUCUUAUCAGCUGUCCCUGUAAGACAGAAUUAACAGUUCUGAUCCGUAGGGUGUACAGCACAUGACAAAAGUUUAGCUACGUUUAUCAUUUCUUCAUGUGGACAAGCUUAGAGCCAAACUCCUGUGUCAGUUUGCCUUGCCUUGGAUGUAGCUUUACAGUCAGCAGAAACUUCUUGUGAACAACUGUACCUAGUGCUGCUGUGUUAUACUUUUAGUCCUUACUGCCUAUUCCCCCUUCUUCCUUUCUAGGUCAGUGUGGCUUUUAAGGAUUUGAGAUUUAAAGACACAGGGACUCAUAAGCUAAGCUCAGGAACUAAAAGAGCACAACUUAUUCAAAAUACACCCCACAGAAUAAACACUUCACUCUAUCACCUUUGUUACUUUGCAGAUCCUUUAUUUAGAUGAUUGCUGCUGCAAAUAAAAAAAAACCCACACAAGAUUCAACUCAAGUAUAACGCAGCAUAGAUAUUGUAAAUGGAAGAGGUGGCAACAUAUUGUAUCUUACUUUCUAACAGAUUUUCAGGGGGGCAAAAAGGGGAGAGUGGGGGAAGGAUGGUCACAGAAAUGCUCUCUACUAGAGAGAAUACAACUGUGAUAUAAACAAGCAGUCCCUUCAUCUUUGGAGUCUGAAACCUUAAAUCAAACAUUUAAAAAAAUUAGAAAAUUUGUUAGAAAAAUAGCUGCAGUAAAAUUGUAUAUAUUGGAUCAUGUGUACAUAUAACAGUUUUCAUUAAGUAAAAAAAUGAUCUUUACAAAUAAUGCUUUAUAGUAAAUAAUCAGCUGCACUGUAUCAGACUACAGUCUUGUUUAGGCAUUUUUACAGAUGCAAGUCUUAUUAAAUCUGAAAAGUAACAAAAUAUACAGAGCAAAACUAUUUCCCUUUAACUAGUACUGCAAUUCACAUAUUGCAUGUUUUAUAUAUAUAAAUACUACACUAUAAAUGAUCAGUAAUGAAGCUGGAAUGCAAAAACAGUGGUGUCUUAGAUUCCAGGAGUAUUUGCUACUUGUUACAUGAAGAGGGUAUCAGUGUCCCUAUGCCACUUCUGAGCCAUCACUGCAAAAUUUCUCCAGUUGAGAACAGCAACUAGAAGAUAUCUAAUUUCUACACAAAGUAGUUCUGAGGUGUUGUCAGUUCUUGGGGAGGGGUGGGGGGGGAAGGGGAGGGGGAAAUGGGCAUCAAGACCAAGGUUAUAACAGGAUCUACAAGCAUGUGUGCAUGGAUGUACAACACAUACAUACAGGUGCUUGCAAACCCCCAGUUCCACAGUCUGUCUGCUACACUUUACACUGUCGCUAAUCAUACAAAGACAUAUGGCACAAAAUUCACCCACAGAUGCUUAUCUUUUACACCAGGCUGAAUCCAGCACCUGCACAGGACACACAGCUUUAAAUAGAAGCACGGCCUGUUCAAAUUUGUCUUGCCUGAAGGGAGAUGUGACAUAAGGCCUUUUGGCACUAAGCAAAGGCAUGAGCAAGUUACCAGAAUCUGUGGUACGAUCAGUUUUAAACUUUACCAAAUUUCACAGAAGGUUCAGAAUAAAAGGGAGAUUCAAACACCUCUGGGUUUAGAGAACAUUGGUUAAGUGUAAUACAGUGACCCCUACUCAGGGAAAAAAAACCAAACCAAAAAAACAAUACAACAAAAA
Prinia subflava (tawny-flanked prinia) is the source of this 4598-nucleotide messenger RNA. It is a transcript of the gene SYTL3, whose product is annotated as synaptotagmin like 3. Gene Ontology annotation, biological process: exocytosis; intracellular protein transport. The coding region runs from base 429 to 2282 and encodes 617 amino acids. The record is from RefSeq and is a predicted model, not a curated record. Lineage: Eukaryota; Metazoa; Chordata; Aves; Passeriformes; Cisticolidae. Gene Ontology annotation, cellular component: plasma membrane; exocytic vesicle. Gene Ontology annotation, molecular function: small GTPase binding; neurexin family protein binding. The transcript is spliced from 15 exons.